ACAACAUACAUGUUACUUUCAUACCAUAAUAGUUCGUUUGUUUAUAUUUAGCCGUGAUUCCUAUCUUGUUCUCGAUGAUUAUCUACUUCUUGCGCAACUGUACAUACUUGCGUGACAGGUUUAGCGAUCGGAUUUCAUUGUGUAAGGGACGUAGUUCUUUGAGAGGUUUAUUGUUGCAACGCUACUUGUUCACUAAACGCUACUUUCCUUUUCACCGCCACAUAUCAGCUACCUAUUACCGCUAGGAGCCAGACUAAAUUCUCAUGUGUGGAAGCGAGGCUUCUCUGUCCAGCUCAUACGUUGGCGACUGUAGAUAUCUGGAGCUGUUUUGUGACAUGCGCAAAUGCAUCACGCUUUUUAUUAAAGCGCUGCAAAACGAUCCUGAGGGAGAUUGUGGGGUCAAGGUGAACCAAACAAUCAGCUGUGUGAGAAGGGCGUACAUGAUCUGCCUUGGAACCCAUCAUGCAAAUCACUUUGAGGAUGUUCGAAUACAAUUCACAGAAUAUUCCAUGUGCCAUGAAGGGUCAUUAGGAUUACCCACCCCACACUCGUUGGAAGUUUUGGUCUCUCAUUGCUCCGAAUCGUUCAACUCUAAUUUAAAUACUUGUACAAAGUCCUUUCAAGAGACUUUUUCCAGAGACAAGGCUGACCCAGAUCUUUGCGAGGAACAUGCUAACGCCACUGAGUGUCUGAGAAAGCUCUAUGCUUCGACAUGUACCGGGUUAGUAGCAAUUUACCAAGAAUUAUUUAAUUUGACUUUCAUCGAAAACAAUUAUAACCCCUACUGCGUCGACAACCGUGACCCUGGAGCUUCCAAGAUUGCGGAUCAGUGCACUGGAGUGCGUGACCUAGACAACCCCUCGACAAAGUUUUUGAAGAACAACUCGACAGAAAACAUCAGAAACAACUCCAAGAACGUACACAAUAUCACCGGCAAUGCUAUCAAUACUCCCUCAGAUGACACUCUUAAAGAAUCCGCGAGUAAAUCACCGAAGCAUACGAACGCAGCCACCGACACUCGAAUCAAUACAUUUCAGGUGAUCCUAUUUACUUAUGUGGUUCUGCUGUUGUCUUUUGAGUUUUAAGUAUACUUGUUGACACAUUCGGAAGAACAUGCAGGCCCACUCCCCACAAACAGAGUUUGAUGGUUGAUUGUGGUUUUCCGAAGGAUUAGACAAAAUUAUAUUCGUAACACUUUCCAACGGAAGUAAGAGGUAAGAUUGCCGGAAGUCGUGACGCGUAAGGUAGCGAAAGGGAGGAUACUAAUGUUGUCCUUACUCUAGCAGAACAUAUCACGUUUGUUACACGUGAUCUUUGUGUCCCACCUGGCUCACCAAUGAAUUCUCUGGGCCGGGCUCAAUUAGCAGAGCAGCCAAACGAGGAAUUGGAAGAUCUGUUGAUCGAAUCUUAACAGAGGACCAACAACUUUCUUUUCUGCACGCUCAUGACAAAUCAGCUUCUUUUCUCACGCUUCGAUUAGUUGUUCUUCGACAAGUUUUAUCCAUCAACUAACUCGUACACUCACUAACUUAUUUAUAGGACAAUGCUAACUUACAUUCGCUUAUAAUUAACGACUAUAUUAUCUUCUCGAUGUAACAUCACGAGAGAACUGGCGCCGAGUAGUGAAGGAAAUACAGAGAGGGGAAUGGACGCAACUGCCUCUCCCUACUCAUGAGGCGCUGUGUGCUUCGCAGUUACUUCACUUGUGAUUAGACAAGUUUUUUCAAGUCAACUUAAUGCAAGGCUUUAUAUAGGGGGCCGUGACUUACGCAACGAUGUAUAUAAUGUAAAUUAGACUGAGCAGCUUUGAAGAAAGCUUAUGAACUAUUUCCUCAUUCGGCAAAAAAGUCUCCAUGUUUUCGGAAUCGGUACUCACAACUCACAGUUUGUAGAACUUACUUAUAGCUUAAAGCCAUUCAAAUUAAUUAGCUGACGCCUUUAUAAAGAGUGCUUGUAAUUAAAACCCUACCGAUUUACGAUUCUUAGAAGAAAAUAAACACAUCUUGUCGCGCAACUGCGCAUCUUUCUCAGCUCAAUUUUCAUUCUCACAGGUUCUUGGGAAUGAGCGAGCUUAAGUGAAAUAUUAGAAUCUAGAAAUCGUGCCUUUUUUAUAUAAAUAAGUAGGGGUGCUAAUUUAGCCUUGGAUGGUGGAGGGUUAAGACAGACACAUCAAACGCAAGCGCAAUGAAGCUAUGGCUCAUCAGUGUGUCCCACGCGGACAGAAGGAGUUUUAUGUGGCACAGGAUUAGGGUUGGCCACUAUGGCUACCGACAGAAGAAUAUUUUACAUUGCUAGAUGUUUUAUCAAAUUUCGUUUAAGGCCUUAAAACGUAUUAGUUUAUACAGAGCCUCGUAUACAGCUUCAAAUUGUUUAGCUUUUUUAAUUCCAUUGUUGAUUUUGUGAAUUUUCACGUAAGAGACUUUCUUUGAGAUGUAUACUCAGUUCUUACUCGUCCGACAAACUUUUAUAGGAAUGAAUUAAACUUGUCAGGGUGGAGGCAGUGGAGGGGAAUAUUGGUUCUCUUAUCCUCCACUACUCUCACGCAUUUGCAUAAGCUCAAAUUAAGGACACUCAGAGUACGAAAGAGUGCGAGCAGUUCAUUCCUUUCGGCGAAGUCCAUCGCGCGUGUAUAAAAACAUCUGUGAAAAAAAAAUUGAUCCGCGCGGAAUGCUAACAUCAUUAUUUUUUAACUGAUUUUUCUUUGACUCUCGCGACGCACUUUGCCGAAGAGUAAGGACUGG
Stylophora pistillata is the source of this 2741-nucleotide messenger RNA. RefSeq lists its product as uncharacterized. The record is from RefSeq and is a predicted model, not a curated record. Lineage: Eukaryota; Metazoa; Cnidaria; Anthozoa; Scleractinia; Pocilloporidae.